AUGCCAAAUUACGGAACUAAAAAUUACUGGGAAAAGCGUUAUAAAAAGCAAAAGAAUACAGUAUUUGAAUGGCUAGAGAACUACUAGGAUUUAAAAGAAAUCAUCAAUGAGAGCUGUUAAAAAGACGGAAUAAUUCUAAAUUUAGGAUGUGGCAAUAGUGUUAUUUAAGAAGAGAUGUAUGAUGAUGGAUACAAAAAUAUUUAUAAUAUAGAUAUAUCAGAAGAAUGCAUAAAAUAGAUGGAUAGUAGAAAAGGCAAUAGACCAGAACUGAUUUACGAAGUUAUGGACUGUACAGAGCUUAAAUAUGAAGAUGAGAAAUUUGAUUUUGUUAUAGAUAAGUCUACUAUUGAUGCUCUUUUGUGUGGAGAUUACAGUUAUUUAAAUGUUGCAAAGAUGAUGUCAGAAGUAUAAAGAGUGCUUAAGCCUAAUGGCGUUUACUUAAUUGUGAGCUAUGGCGAACCUUAUAAUAGGACCUUCCAUUUUGAAAGGAACCAUAUCGACUUUACAUAUACCGUUAAGGCAUUACCACCUAAAGGUACCUCUAAACAAGAUUUCUAAAAUUAAUAUAAAGCCAUAAAAAAUUUUGAGUUUUAAUAUAUCAAAUAUUAUCUAAAUACAAUUCUAAAAUUUAUAAUUCUGAUUUGUUUCUAUUUUCUAAAUGCCUUAGAUGCCCAAGAUGGAAGCGGAUAAAAAUAGAACCCUCAUUAUGCCUACAUACUUAAGAAAGGUCCAAAUGCAUAGUAAAAAUAUGAAAAUAAUUACGAAGAAGUUAUUCUCGAGUUAAUUGAAGAAGAAAAAGAAGCAUUGAAGUUGUAUGGCGCUUCUAAGGAUUAGGAUUCUGGUGAUGAGGAUUCAUAAAGUGAUGAAGAGAAAUAAUUAGAAGAAGGGGAAGAUAGUUAAGAGGAAUGCGAAGAUAAAUAGUUAAGCAGUCAAUAAAAUACAGAUGAUUAAAGCAAAGAAGAAGAAAUAAAUGAACUUAAAUUAGAAAGUUUUGAAACAAAAGAUAAACAAUAAGAUGAAAGAGAAUGUAAAAAUUUAGAAAUUGGUAAUGAACAAAAGUUUGAAGAAUUGAAGUUAAACUGA
Molecule: messenger RNA, 1083 nt
Organism: Tetrahymena thermophila SB210
Lineage: Eukaryota; Ciliophora; Oligohymenophorea; Hymenostomatida; Tetrahymenidae
Product: methyltransferase domain protein
Exons: 3
Molecular function (GO): S-adenosylmethionine-dependent methyltransferase activity
Source: RefSeq, a predicted model, not a curated record